This is a messenger RNA of Trichoderma aggressivum f. europaeum, 1254 nucleotides long. RefSeq lists its product as uncharacterized. The record is from RefSeq and is a predicted model, not a curated record. Bases 1 to 1254 code for a protein of 417 amino acids. Gene Ontology annotation, biological process: acetate metabolic process; phosphorylation. Lineage: Eukaryota; Fungi; Ascomycota; Sordariomycetes; Hypocreales; Hypocreaceae. The transcript is spliced from 2 exons. Gene Ontology annotation, molecular function: acetate kinase activity.
AUGGGCGUCAUUCUCGCCAUCAACGCUGGCUCCAGCUCCGUCAAAAUCUCAGUCUACCUGGCCGACAAGGAAACGGCGCCGCGCCAGAUUGCCGAAUCCCAAGUAAACGGUCUUACGGCUCCGCCAGCUCAGCUGAAGUAUUCGCGAGGUGGCGAGACCGUCAUCAAGGACCAAAACGUGGACACUGCCGUCAACAGCCAAGAUGAUGCAUUUGCCUUGCUGCUCAAGACGCUGGUGGAUGAUGCUGAUUUGAAAGAAAUCAGCUCCAAAUCGGAUGUGGCCAUUGCUUGCCACCGCAUUGUCCACGGAGGCGACUAUGGCGAGUCCCAAGUCAUCACCCCAGACACAUAUCACCAUCUGGAAGCCCUCAGCGACCUGGCGCCCCUGCACAACGGCGCUGCGCUGGCGAUUGUCGACUCGUGCAUGAAGCAGCUCCCCGACGCCGUCAAUGUCGCCUGCUUUGACUCGCAGUUUCACUCCACCAUACCGCCGCACAUUUCCACCUACCCAAUCGACCAGACAAUCGCCAAGAAGAACCGGCUGCGCAAGUACGGCUUCCACGGCAUCAGCUACGCCUUCAUCUCGAGGUCCGUGGCCGACUUCCUCGGUAAGAGCCGUGAUCAACUCAACAUUAUUGCUCUGCAUCUCGGCAGCGGCGCCAGUGCUUGUGCAAUUAAGAAUGGCAAGAGCUGGGACACGAGCAUGGGGUUGACUCCGUUGGCUGGGCUUCCUGGCGCCACCCGCAGUGGAAGCGUAGAUCCUAGCUUAGUCUUUCACUACGCCAGCGACGUGGGCAAGCUUUCUCCGGCGUCGACAGAGCAUCUCCACAUCUCCACGGCCGAGGAGAUUCUCAACAAGGCCAGUGGCUGGAAAUCCCUGACGGGCACUACCAAUUUCGGCGUCAUUGCCGCCUCGGACGAACCCCAGCACCGCCUGGCUUUUGAUCUAUUUGUAGACCGCAUCUGCGGUUUCGUUGGGAGCUACUUCGUCUCGCUUCGCGGCGAGGUGGACGCGAUCGUGUUUGCGGGAGGAAUCGGAGAGAGGAGUGCCCGCCUUCGCAGCGCUGUGGUUGAGCAGGCAGGGUGCCUGGGUUUCGCCAUUGACGAGGCGCUCAACAAUGCCGAGGCGGCUGGAGACGCAACCGUUCGAGAGCUGAGCAGCAAGGAUUCCAAACACAAGGUUCUCGUGUGUCAGACGGAUGAGCAGUUUGAGAUGGCUAGGGCAUGCACAGAGAUGGAAGCACUUUGGACGUGA